Camelus dromedarius (Arabian camel) is the source of this 7400-nucleotide messenger RNA. It is a transcript of the gene CREB3L2, whose product is annotated as cAMP responsive element binding protein 3 like 2. The transcript has 12 exons. Gene Ontology annotation, biological process: regulation of transcription by RNA polymerase II. Gene Ontology annotation, molecular function: cAMP response element binding; DNA-binding transcription factor activity, RNA polymerase II-specific. The record is from RefSeq and is a predicted model, not a curated record. The coding region runs from base 402 to 1964 and encodes 520 amino acids. Lineage: Eukaryota; Metazoa; Chordata; Mammalia; Artiodactyla; Camelidae.
GUCUAACUGAGGAACCCUGAGGAGUCUCAAAGUUUGUGUCUGGAGCAGUAGUGGAAAGUGGACUUAUUGAGAAGGGCUUUUCUUGGGAUGAGAGCUGAUCUCCUGCCUUCAUUUUGGAUGCACACCCUGCUUUAACUUCCUCAGCCUUCGGUCUGAUCUCUGGACAGCCUGUCUCCUCUGGGGAUUCUCAGCUCUCGGAGGACACCGGACCGGGGCCCUUGGCAGCUCUCUCUCAGGCAGAGGAGCGAACGUUUUCCUUCCUAAGUGCAUAAGCUACACGCACACCCACGCUCACACACACGCACACCCACUCGCGCGGAGGCAGAUCUCGCCCUCCGAGGCGGCCCUGCCGGCUCCCCUCUUGCCCUCAGCAUCCUCGGCCCAGCGCGCCUCGGACCACCAUGGAGGUGCUGGAGAGCGGGGAGCAGAGCGUCCUGCAGUGGGACCGCAAGCUGAGCGAGCUGUCAGAGCCCGGGGAAACCGAGGCUCUCAUGUAUCACACGCACUUCUCAGAGCUUCUGGAUGAGUUUUCCCAGAACGUCUUGGGUCAGCUUCUGAACGACCCUUUCCUCUCGGAGAAGAGUGUGUCCAUGGAGGUGGAGCCCUCCCCAACAUCCCCAGCGCCUCUCAUCCAGGCUGAGCACAGCUACUCUCUGUGUGAGGAGCCUCGGGCCCAGUCGCCAUUCACCCACAUUACCACCAAUGACAGCUUCAAUGACGAUGAAGUGGAGAGUGAGAAAUGGUACCUGUCUACAGACUUUCCAUCAACAACCAUCAAGACAGAGCCGAUUACAGAUGAGCCGCCCUCGGGACUUGUUCCUUCUGUCACUCUGACCAUCACAGCCAUCUCCACCCCUUUUGAAAAGGAGGAACCCCCUCUGGAAAUGAACACUGGGGUUGAUUCCUCGUGCCAGACAGUUAUUCCUAAGAUUAAGCUGGAGCCUCAUGAAGUGGAUCAGUUCCUAAACUUCUCUCCUAAAGAAGGCUCCGUGGACCACCUGCACUUACCGCCCACCCCUCCCAGCAGCCACAGCAGCGACUCGGAGGGCAGCCUGAGCCCCAGCCCACGCCUGCACCCCUUCGGCCUGCCGCAGACCCACAGCCCUGCCAGGGCCCCGGCGCGGGCCACCUCAGCGCUCGCCAGCUCCCCGCUCCUCACCGCACCCCACAAGCUGCAGGGAUCAGGCCCCCUGGUCCUGACAGAGGAGGAGAAGAGGACCCUGAUUGCUGAGGGUUAUCCCAUCCCCACCAAGUUGCCCCUGACAAAAUCGGAGGAGAAGGCCCUAAAGAAAAUCCGGAGGAAAAUCAAGAAUAAGAUUUCUGCUCAAGAAAGUAGGAGAAAGAAGAAAGAAUACAUGGACAGCCUGGAGAAAAAGGUGGAGUCUUGUUCAACUGAGAACCUGGAGCUUCGGAAGAAGGUGGAGGUUCUGGAGAACACCAACAGAACUCUCCUGCAGCAACUGCAGAAGCUUCAGACUUUGGUGAUGGGCAAGGUUUCUCGCACCUGCAAGCUGGCCGGCACGCAGACUGGCACCUGCCUCAUGGUCGUUGUGUUAUGCUUUGCCGUAGCAUUUGGCAGCUUCUUUCAAGGCUGUGGGCCCUACCCUUCUGCCACCAAGAUGGCCCUGCCCAGCCAGCAGUCCCUGCAGGAGCCCUACACGGCCUCUGUCGUGAGAUCCAGGAACCUGCUGAUCUAUGAGGAACAUUCUCCCCUGGAAGAGCCGUCCAGUCCGGCCUCAGCCGGGGAGCUUGGGCGCUGGGACGGAGGCUCCUCCCUGCUCAGGGCCUCGGGGCUGGAGUCCCUGCCUGACGUGGAUCUUCCCCAUUUCAUUAUCUCAAAUGAGAGCAGCCUGGAGAAGUCAGUGCUGUUGGAGCUGCAGCAGCACCUGGUCAGCACCAAGCUGGAGGGGAAUGAAACACUGAAAGUUGUAGAACUCGACAGAAGAGUGAACGCCACCUUCUAAAGAGGCCGUCACCACCUCUCCCUCUUUCUCUUCACUCUACCUUUAUGUCCCCAAACCACCUUUGUCAUAAGUUUUCCCUUUUUGCCACCCAAUCUUGAUGAAGACAUGGAUGAGCAGUCAUGGCUUUGGGUGGGAGGACAGCCUGAGAUUUCCACCUGCGUUGAGAGAGCACCCCCCCCUAGUCCCACGUCCCUCAGUGCAGAAGGGAGCCCCCGUCUCUCCCUCCCUGUCGCUUACUGCCAUAGGAAAGUAUUUGAGGGUCAGGGGUGGGACAGCAGGCAUGUUUCUACCGACAGUGCCAAAAAGAUCCUGCCUGAUUCUCAGCUGUGGUAUGUCCCCCUCUUUGAAGAAGAGCUGACUCUUGUUCAUUCAAGACCCCAGACUCUGGCCACAGAAGUACCAGGGUGCCUGCUGGAAUCUGGCAAAGCCCUGACUGACACCCUGCCUUCCUCAGCCUGGGUCUCCGGUGCCUCUGCCCCCAUCAGCCCUGGAAGUGCUGGGGCCUCCUGCGAGCAUCACCCCCGACUCUGACCCCGACCGUCCUCCCGGCACUGGAGCGAGGUGUCCCCGUCGUAUUCUCAGGCCGCAAGUGCAAUGCCUGAAGGAAUCAGGCUUUUCUACUCCAGGCAAACCUGCCCCCUCUUGUUGCUUGUAGGAUUUCUCUGUAAUCGGUGUCCCCACACGCCCCUAGUUCUGCCUCCCUGGCUUCUCCUCCCCAUUUGUAAAUAGUAUUUAUUAGCUCGCUGAGGCUUCCCGCUGGCAACCACACUGAAGAGAUCCGGCGCCUCCUUCCAAGCUAGCAAGGUCUUCUGUUGGCCCUCGGAGCUCUGGGGGCCCCAGUCCUUCCAGGCCAUGCUUUAGUUCCUUUUCUUCUUUUUCUACUGGAGGCCUAUAAUUAUAGUUGGGAAAUCUCCCUAAACAGGGGUCCUCCUAUAGAAUGAACUCAGAGGGAAGGGUGGAACAGGGCCUGGCUCAGGUCUGGGCUCCAUGGACAGAUGCUUUUUCUGUCCUGUGCCCAUAACUGGGAAGGGAAGCCCUGCCCCUGACAGCAGGCGUUUGGGACAACUGUGCUAGCUUGUCUUUCCCCACCUCCCCGACACUUCUGCUUUUCUCUCCUCUUCUGCCUCAACACGGAGGGUGGGCUUGAGGCCUGUUCUUGGGGACAGAGGCGGUGACAUUUGUGUAUCCACCGUCUUACCUUUUAUAGUCAGGCCUGGCUACUUUGCAGCUCACCCAAAGAGAAACAACCUAAUCCCCCAACCUACUUUUUUUUUAAUGAUUAAAAGUAACUUUUGUAGUUUAAAAAAAACUUUCCUCUUUCAUACAAAUAAGAAAUGGAAAUUGACUUUUUAUUGUGUAAUGUUAGGAGACAGCUAGCUUGUAAAAGAUUUUGUGUAAGAAAUUUGCUUACAUUUUAUUCUAUUUUUAGUAGUAGCUGAACCACCUUUAGCUUUAACUCUCUCUCUCUCUGUUUCUAUUUCUCAUCUACGUUGUCAGAAGAGCCUGUACUUAGAAGGGUUAAGCCACACCUGGGCCUCCUGUUCCAUAUCAGAUACAGGAUUUGGUGUCAUUAACGUUGGCCAUCAUACCUCAUAAGCAGAUCCAGUACCUCUGGGGCUCACUGGCAUUGAUUCCUCUCUCUCCCUACUGUGAUGGAGAGAGUUCCAGCUGGGAGGUGGCCAAGUUCAUCUCGGCACUGUGUAAAGCUGGAUCAGGACUGCAGUGGUGCUGGCAGCCCUCGUGGUCCUCUGCACGCCUCUUACUGUCCCUUACAGCUGGAGAGGCUGAGCCUGGCUGGGCUGUGUGGGCAGAAGGUUGCAAGCAUGCCCCCUGCUCUGUUUCUCUCUACUUUCGCCUUCCUUCUAUUCUGCCCUAGAUCCUCCUGGGCCCUGGCUGGUACCUGCUAACUAACCAUGGGCCACUACUGACCAAUCCGUCUCUUUAAAAUGUCAUGUAAUUAUCAGGCACAGGCAGUGUGCUGGUGGAGGGGGGCGCAUGGCCAAGAAGGUGAGAAGAUAGAAUUAACUCAAGUAGUAUUUGGAUGAUGAGAAAGGAAAGCUAGGAAAGCUUUUGUAAGUCAGUGAGAACAGGUCAGCCUACUCGCCUGAUGCACUGGAAUUAGAUGGGUUUUUAAGGCUCCUGGAUUAGCCUGAGUGGAAAAACCUCAUCUUCUGAAUGAGGAGGGAGAAGAAAACGGGCAGUGAACUCCUAGCGCCUGUUCUCGUGCCUUGAGGAUUUUAUUUGCUUGCCUACCUACACUUGCUUGACAUCACUCUCUCCAGCCCUCCAAACAGCAGGGAUUGAUCUCUGGGAAACCAUCCUUCCAGAACUGAAUCUGUGUCCAGAGACAUGAGACAUCAGCCUGAGAACUCAAGUGGCCACUGGAAGGGGUUCCAAGAACCAGCGUUGCUGCAACUUUGAGAAAGACCUCCACCCUCCACUUCUUGCCCGGGCAAGUAAGCGGGAACUAAACAGUCAUCUGGCUCUUUAGGAGGGCGUAAUGGAGUCAAGAGGAUGCAGAAGAGCGGAUGAUCCCAGGUUGAUUGCAAAUAGUUCCUGGGUGUGGGCACAUUUUCUGUCCCAGGGCUGAGCCCACAAUGUCAGUGGAUUUGUUUCCCCCGCAGAGCCGAUUCAUAGACAAGUCAGUAAUACGUGGUUAGCGCUGAAGAUUUCAAGUAGCGGCAGGCGUUGGCUUCCGAACUUCAGUUUUGGAAAAUAUGAGACUGUUAGUACAACCAUCAAUCAUAAAGAAUCAUGUUAAUUAUAAAUAUAUUAAUAUAUUUAUCAUCAUGUCAACAAGUUUUCCUCUUUCCUCUUUGAUUAGCCUAGUGGAGGAGACGUCUUGCAAAAGUUCAGAGAACACAUACUUUUUUUACUGGAUGAGGCCUGUGUAACCCAGGCCCCCCAGCACGGUUCUUUUCACAGCUCUAGACUUUGCACUUGGAAAGGGAUACUGUAAAUGAAAGGCCUCAGUGCCAGAUUUAAGAAAGAGUUUCUGUGAAGUGUUAGGACUCUGGAGCCUCGCUCACAUAAAGGGAGUGUUACAUAAAAAUCUGACAGCUGAACUAGUUGCUCCUUUUGGGCAGGAGGUGGGGGUGAGGUGUGACACCAGUGCGGGAAACUUAGAUAACCUUUUUGUUAAUAUAAAUGCUUUUGAUUUGGAGACCUAAUUUGUAGGUUGUGAAAGCAGCUUUUAGUUCAGCUUAUUUACAAACCAACUGUAAAUACCAUGUUUUUUUCUCCCUAGAUCUCUCAGUUUAGCCUGAGUGCCGAGUGAGGGCUGUGAAUCUCAGGUGCCCUUGGAGCAGGAGUGUUGAAUUGGUUCAUCUUUAUUCUGGCAGUGAGUCACUGUUCAGAAUUUUUGUCACAAGUGUUUUAUUAAAUUUUUCGGCACUUGGUGGCUCCUUCCUCCUAUGUCCUCACACCAAGUAAAAGACAAGGAUCAGAGCCCCCCCACCCCACCCCGGGCCAGCUCCUCCGAACAUACAUGUCACGUGAGCAUGGUGCACACACGGAGACCUCCCGCUCCCAGUAAAAGAGGUGGAGCGUCCGUGCAGCCUGGCUAACUGGGGGUUGGGGGCAGAGGAGAAGGCUUUCCGCCCCACCUUGUCUGCCAAGUGCCCUUGUCACUAUUCGGUUCCCUUAAAUCCAGUCUUUAAGAGCCUUUAUUAGAGACACCAGCUCUCCUGCUUGCAGUGCUGGCCAGACCUGUGAGACAAACCAGUAGAAGGUAGUACACUGGUCAGAGUCCUUUUCUUUGAAUGCUUUUCAGUUGAGACAGAAGACAUGUGAUUGGAUAAGCCACUCUGGGAGGGUAGUUUUAGGAGAGAGUCAGGGGCUGUAAAAUGGGGGCUGUGAAGCAGCCAGAGACAGAUUUCAGAUGUUUCAUUCAUUCAUUCAUUCAUUUGAGUCACUAAGUCAGUCUUUCACUCCUGAGGAAGAGUAUUGCAGGAGGCCUUGGAAUAUUGGGGAAUAAGGGGGCUGAGGACAUUUCAUUCAUCAAUAGCUGUUCAAAAGACCCACGUGCCAGCUCGCUCUCUAGUGCAUGUGCGUGCAUGCGCACACAUACACACACAUUCCUCUGUCGUCUUGGACACUCUGUGCCUUACAUGUGCCUUGUAUUUGAAUCCAGGAUGACUGAGCACUGCCUCAUCACUGGGAGAUUUCAUAUACAUCCUUGUAGUACUAGAUCCAAGUGGGUGGAUGUGGGAGAAGGAACUUUUUCCAAAGGCUUGAAAAUAGUUUCCUAAAAGUGAGCCAUGAUCAUAUUUGCCCAUCAGAGAAAAAGAAACAGAGUUACAUCCAUUAGAAAAAUCCCAUUUUGUAGAGGUUCAAUCUCAUCCAAAAAUGGCCAGCUGGGAUUAAAAGUAUUAGAAAUCCUCAUAGCAGAACAUUUUCUCAGUGCAGAGGAACCUGGUGCAUUUCAGGAUUAAUGCUCCAUGUCUCCCGGGCCAAAGGAUCCACAGUUCCCUCAGGAAAGACAGCAGUGUUCAUUUUGUCAUUUUCAGCAACAGAAAACUUGGAAACGCUUUAUUUUUUGUCUUGAUUACUAGAAGGCAGGGAAAUGUUUCCUGAGCACCUACUAAGUGCUGGGUGCUGUGCGAAAUAAGUUUUAGGUCUUUUAAUUUUAUAGGAAGAGGAAACGAGGGUAACUAAUUACUAUGAGACAGGUAAACAGCUAUGUGUUGUGGGAAGUGCAACCAUUUGUGGAUUAGGUUGAGCAGAUUUCUUUCUGUGUGAACACGCUGUAAACUUUUAAAGUUCUCUGGGCAGAGAACGCAGCGUGUGCUCCCUGGGCUGGCCCUGCUGUGUGCAGAGUUCAAGUCUUUGCCUCAUGUGGCGAUGUCCACCAGACGUGCAUCUGCUGGCCGGUUCGUCCAACCCACUGUGAGUUCCAGUCAGCAGACUUUGCAUCCUGGAAAAGCAAAAGGAGCGGUUUUGGCCCUGUUUUUCUGCACCUCUCCCUUGCUCACUAGCUGGCUGAGAACAUGAACUUUUUGACCAUGGACACGUGGCUUACACUGUUUAGUAAAUCUCCCUCUCAGAUGAAACACUUCGUGAGUCUCCGGAAAACGCCAGCACUCUUUGACAAGUUGUGAGUGACCCUUUUUAAACAAUGCCGAGCAGGCUCUGGACUCUAAUCCACCGUGAGCUUUAAUGUCUAUGUUGACAGGCUGGGCUUUCCUCUCUUUGGCAACAGGUUGUAUGGAUCAGCAGUGUUUAAGUCUGAAUGCAUUGUGAGUCUAUUAGCUGUCGUAUCAUGCUGGGUUUUUUUUUAUGGCUUUUUAUUCUCUAUCAUAGCUAAAUAAAUACCAAAAAAAUAAGUAAAUGCUUUGUAGGAUACUUGUAGUUAGUUUGGGGGAAAAAAUGAAUUGAAAUUGUUAUGCUUUUGUAUUUCCAUUUCUUGCAAAUAAAAAUAUUUUUCUUAAAUAUUAA